Austrofundulus limnaeus is the source of this 2190-nucleotide messenger RNA. RefSeq lists its product as uncharacterized. NCBI's taxonomy places the organism in Eukaryota, Metazoa, Chordata, Actinopteri, Cyprinodontiformes, Rivulidae. Gene Ontology annotation, molecular function: zinc ion binding; nucleic acid binding. The record is from RefSeq and is a predicted model, not a curated record.
GCACGAAACUUGUCAGAAGUAGAUCAGGCCUUCUUUUUGUAUGAUCAUUUAGAAGGAGAGGCCAGGGAUGAGAUUAAAUAUCGCUCUAGUCAGGAACGAGGGGAUCCGGCUAAAAUCAUUUCUAUCCUCAAGGAGCUUUAUGGAUGUAAUGAAUCAUAUGUUGCAUUACAGGAGGCCUUUUUCUCCAGGAAGCAAUUAGAGGGGGAAACUUUGCAAGAGUUCUCCCUUGCUUUGAUGAGCCUUAUGGAGAAAGUAGAAGCACAGGCCCCUAGGGACAUGCUUAACGCUGAAGUUCUUUUGCGCGAUCAGUUUAUAGAGUAUGUCCUUGAUGGUGCGCUCCGUCGGGCGCUAAAACAGUUUGUUCGUCUGAAACCGGCAGCAACACUGCUUGACGUCAGAGGUGAGGCAAUGAGAUGGGAACUAGAGGGUCUGCCAGCUAGUAUGAGGGGCCGGAGUAAUUCUCUGCCUCCAGCGCCCAGUUUUCAGUUUGCUGUGCGCGGUGGGUCACCAGCUAUUGCUAGCCCCACUCAAACAGAGAUUAAGGAGUUAAAAGAGCUCUUAAAACAGCAACAAGAGCAGCUUAAUCGGCUUACUCAAAGCAUUACCCUCCUCCAAACUGCACAAGAGCGCAAYCGCUCUCCACGUCGAGGUCCUAUUAUAUGUCGACGGUGCCAACAGCCCGGRCAUAUUGCUAGGGAGUGUGGGGGGCCACAUGUUUCCUUCCGUCAGCCAUCUUUGUCAGGAGAGCCAGCUUUCGGAAAACUAGCACCCCCCGAGUUGCGGAGSCCCAGCUCAGGUGGGGCAUCCAUAGGCUCAAUUAAUGGUUUUUAUUCAGCAGAUGUACCAAAGUUGAUUGCUUCUUGUCCACAUAUUGARGUGAACAUGGCUGGAGUAAAGGUGCCUUGCCUAGUUGACACCGGUUCAAUGGUGUCCACUAUUACAGAAAGCUUCUUUAUUGAAUUCUUUGAGCCUUGGGGCGAAGAGCAUUUSAGAGCUUGCCACUGGCUACAGCUAAAAGCAGCCAAUGGUCUCCCUAUUCCUUACAUCGGCUAUUUGGAGGUAUCUAUUGAACUGUGUGGCAAGUUGAUGCCCCACUGUGGGGUGUUGGUAGUAAGAAACCCCCCAGAUAGURGUUCAGCUUCAGUUCCUGGUGUGUUGGGGAUGAACGUCAUAAAUAAGUGUUACCAAGAACUAUUUGGACAGCAUGGCAAUGCUCUGUUUAAUACUACCCCUGUUGUGUCAUUUCCAAAACCCUUGGUUAAUGCCUUACAGAAAUGUCAUGUAGCUGAAACACAGCACACCCCYAAGCAGCCUAGUAAGGUUAGGGUGCGAGGCAGGAGGGCCUGCCGCAUUCCAGGAGGUGUAAUGAAGAUUGUGCCUACCACCUGCUGUGACCAAUACUCAGGUACUACUGUCUUGUUUGAACCAUCAGAGGCUGGCUUACCAGCUGGUUUGUUAGCAUCUCCUGCUUUAGUUCAGGUUGUUCGGGGGACUGCUUAUGUUCCAUUGGUAAAUGUGGGCAACACAGAUGUGUUACUGUACCCUCGUACCGCUGUGGGAACUUUAAACAGCGUUGACGUGGUGAGUCUUCCAGCGGGCGUAACUGAAGUUCCAUUCUCUGUAAAUGUGUCCUCCCAAAUAGCUGUUGCUCCUGCCUCAGACGGGAUCAAGACAAUUGAUUUAUCAUCUUUGUCGGCGGAGGAACAGGGUCCGGUGCGAGCACUGUUGGGUAAAUACACUUCUGUGUUUGCCACUAAUGAUCAGGACUUGGGUUGCACCAACCUGAUCAGCCAUGACAUUCCCCUGCUCGAUGAUGCUCCCGUUCGGCAGCGAUACCGUCGAAUUCCUCCAUCAGAGUAUGAACUUGUGAAGGAGCACAUAAAUCAGCUUUUGGCAACAAAUGUCAUUAGGGAAAGCUCCAGCCCCUAUGCGUCACCAAUUGUGAUUGUUCGCAAAAAGGAUGGUAGCAUUAGGCUUUGUGUUGAUUAUCGUCAGCUUAACAUCAAGACACGGAAGGAUGCUUUUCCACUCCCUCGCAUCGAAGAGUCCCUUGAUGCUUUGACAGGGGCCCAGUGGUUUUCCACUAUGGACUUGGCCAGUGGGUAUAAUCAGGUUCCUGUCACAGCAAGCGAUCGCCAUAAAACCGCCUUUUGCACACCGUUUGGGCUUUUUGAGUGGAAUCGCAUGCCU